Messenger RNA from Vanessa tameamea, 4020 nucleotides. It is a transcript of the gene Ets65A, whose product is annotated as DNA-binding protein D-ETS-3. The transcript is spliced from 9 exons. NCBI's taxonomy places the organism in Eukaryota, Metazoa, Arthropoda, Insecta, Lepidoptera, Nymphalidae. The record is from RefSeq and is a predicted model, not a curated record. The coding region runs from base 369 to 1544 and encodes 391 amino acids. Gene Ontology annotation, cellular component: nucleus. Gene Ontology annotation, molecular function: sequence-specific DNA binding; DNA-binding transcription factor activity, RNA polymerase II-specific. Gene Ontology annotation, biological process: regulation of transcription by RNA polymerase II; cell differentiation.
CAUCAUCACGAUAUCAUCACUAUAUCUAACUAGAUUUCUAAAUUAAGAUCAAUAAGGCAAUAUUUGUCCAGCACCUCCUCGCCUCGGGGUCAUUAACACUGUCAUUCAAACGGUGAAUUGGCAAAAUCCUUUCCAGAACAGCUUCAAAACUCUCUAUUCGAUAUGUGAAAGUGUAUGAUGUUCUUGGAAUAAUAGUGAUAAUGUUCCUUUAAGGGUUAUUCCCUUUAAUACCUUCUGGUUUUCGCAUUAAAACGGUGAAUGUUCAACGUCAAGUGGUAUCACUGAAAUGUGAUACCACAAAUAAAAACGUCACCACGGAUAAGAAUAAGAAAGACGGAAAGCGACCGAAACGAAAAAGAAUAUCCGAUAUGAGGGUUGACAUCCGGGGACUGAAGUGUGGAGUCAAAGCGUGCUCCACACUCCGUGCUGGAGUCAAAGCGGCAAUGUACGAAAGUAGCUGCUCCUAUGGCGGAGCUCUUGAAUUGAAGAGAAGCGCAUUAAAAGAAGACCCCUGGCCAACUACAGAAUGGCCGCCUUACCGCUUACAUCAGUCCACGUUCGAACAACUGAAACAGAGCGUAGAGAAAGCCAAAGCAGCUCUGCAAGACAGGUCUGGGCUGCUGGGUACGGCAACUGCGUUCGGUGAUUUUUAUGGAGGACAAUUGGGCCAGGAUACAACGAGCACGAGCCUCGGCUUCGGCAGGACGACGAGAACAGAUGACUCUAUGAUAGCUUCCAUAGACAAAAACAAAGGUUUAGGUUCAGACAAGCUGUCAGGUGGCAUCACUAAAGGUUAUACAUCUUCUUCAACCCUGUCUGAUACACUGAGAGCAACGAAAUGUUCAGAUGCAUCAUAUAAAAGUUCGUGGUCUACACAUGCAACAUCACAGGGUACGCAAGGUUAUGGCAGCAAUUCAUUAUCAGCUAUGUCGAAAUCGACGUUAGACGCACACACACAUCUGCGUCAACCAGAUCCUUACCAAAUGUUUGGUCCUACAAGCAGUCGUCUAGCUAAUUCAGGAUCCGGACAAAUACAACUAUGGCAGUUCCUUUUAGAGCUGUUAAGUGACUCCAGUAAUGCAGGUUGCAUUACUUGGGAGGGUACGAAUGGAGAGUUCAAGCUAACAGACCCGGACGAGGUGGCCAGGAGAUGGGGGGAACGUAAAUCCAAGCCGAAUAUGAACUACGAUAAGCUUAGCCGAGCUUUGAGAUACUACUACGACAAGAAUAUUAUGACGAAGGUCCAUGGUAAACGAUAUGCAUACAAGUUCGAUUUCCAAGGCCUAGCUGCGGCCACGCAACCGGCUGCCAGCGAUCCAGCUUAUAAAUACCAGAGCGAUUUAUUUAUGAGCUCGUAUCACCACUCGGCCAAGCUUUCGUCUUUCAUGGCUCCACACGCAGCUAUGCCAACAUCGACAGCUUCAAUAUUCCCGUCAGCUUCAUGGAGCAACUGGGGUGGAGGAGGAGGCAACCUCUAUUCCCCCCACUCCAUGGCUCCUCCCCACGUGACGUCACACCUGGGCUCCUACCCGCACUACGCAUGACCGGCCUACUAUAACCAUGACACGACAUAUGACAUUGUUUGACUCGAACUUACCAUCGAUACUGUAACUAUUCUUUUUACUUUAGUAGGUAUAACUGUAUCGUAUUAUAUAAAAGUAUUUAACAUAAAAUACAAUUCGCCCAAGAAUUGAGACGGCUUGAGAAACGUACCAUACGAAACGGCCUAAUAGUGGGAACUGAGAUUUCAAAUUAGAUUUAUCGUGUUUUAUUUUUAAUCAAUUAGUUUUACUUAGACAAACUAAACCAGCAUAUUGUAGUAAAAUAACGCCAAUGACAUUUUAUUUAUAAACAGUAUAAUCCAAAUGAAUCUCAGGGUAAAUAAAAAUGCCAUUUUUAAUUGAUUGCUAUGUAAUUUUAAAUUUAUUUAUUAAUUAAUUUACAUCUUAACACGAACGUACACGUGGAGUGUGACUAGUCUUUUAUCAAAGAAUGUAAAUAAUAGAUACUCAUUAAAUAAGUAGAACUAUAUUGUUUAUUUAGGAUAUCAAGUAUUAAAAAUUUUAUUCAUCGUAUAACCUUAUCAAAUAUAAGGACUCCUAAAAUGUAAAGCAAUAUUGCAUUUUUUAAACUUUGCAAUCGAAAUUACAUUUAAAUUUUUUAUAAUAUAAUCGAUAACAAUUCCCUGGUAUAAUAAUAAUUAAUUCCAUCGAUAUUUAUUAAUUUAUUGCUCAUGAAUCAGGGCAUCGUUCAAAUUCAAAAAGGCUAAGGGAUGAAAUACUAAAAAAUAUGUCAAAAACUCAACGAAUAUAAUAAUACUAAAAUAAUUAAAGUCCAAAAGUCAGUUCAACAAGCCGUAUUUACCCGAACGGUGGCAGCAAGGAAAAGUUGGAGAAUUCUUGAAAAGGGAAAGUUUUGAGAAAAGGUAGUGCUCAUCGUAAGAAAAUUGCUACGGACGCUUAAGCAAAAUUCGAAACGCAGUGUGGGAUUAUUUCAUGAAUGCAAAAGUUAGUCUCUCACUUAGGUCAAAAGUUAAAAUUUUGUAACAGACGCCACAGAGAUUUCAAUUUGAGGAACUUUCAGGAAUUCUCAGAACUUUAUCGGCACCGCCGUUCAAUCUUAUAUAUUAUGUCGACUGAUUAACAAAUGAACAAGAAUUUAUGAUAACGCUGUCUUUUUUAAUCAGAAAUAAUCAUAGAAGCAGUUAAAUGGUGAUAGUAUCUCAGUAUUAAUCUGUAUAAAUUCGUAAUAAGUUGUGGUGUAACAAGAUGACAUAAGCAAUUUAUAAUUUAAAUAAUUCCUGAAUGUUGAUGAAGUACAACGGUGUACUAAAUCCAGUAAACUUAGUAACAGAUUUUGCUUUAAGAUUGAUUACACUUUAAAUCUUGAAUAUUUUGGCCGGUAUUAAGUAUUCCUUGUCUACUAUUUAUGUUGACUACGAUAUCUAUAAAGGCAGUAUUAACAAGUUUUAAUCGAUAGUUGUAAAAUGUGUUUUUACCCGUCAGUAUUAUUAAAAUAUAAACCACAAUGGAAUAACUUUUUAAUUGGCAAUAAAAUUAAGUUUAUUUUUCUACAUGUUUUCUUGUCAAUAUUUUAAGAAAUCCAAUGUAUGACGUAUGAUUUUUAUAAUAAAAACAUCUAUCAAAAUUCUACAUAAUAUGAAUAUUAUUAUAAUAAAACUUUUCGUCUAAAAUAUUGGGUAGUGUAAUAAUGAAAAUGUAUACAUUGCAAUACUUCGUGAGAAUUUUACAUUUUUCCCUCUUUGAAAUUCCCUUAUUGCAUGUAAUAGAGGGUCAAAAGCUAAGUUGUGUAGAAUUGCAACUAUUCAAUUCUUUGCGUGUGCAGAUUGCGUGUUAAUGAACAGAAGGAAGGUGCGCAAAUUUUUCUCAAUGGAAUAUUUCUCCAAGGGAUUGUAUAUAAAGUAGAUAUUAUUUUAAAAGUGCAAUCGUAUUAUUAUCGAUAAAAUGUAGAAUAUAUAAUAAUUAAAUGGAAAUUAUUUUCUGUUGUAUAUUUUGAAUAAUUUAUUUUUUCUUUCGUUGCUUUUUUUUUUAUUUAAUUAUUUACAAAUAAUUUAUAUAAUUUCUGGUAUUUGUUUUAUCUAAUAAAAUAUUUUCUUUUAACUGGUCACUAAUUCAUUAUUUCCUUGAAUGUUUAACGACUGUGUUAAAUUUAAUGUAAUUUUUUGCUGAAUGUUUGUAUUAUUUAUAGUUUUUUGACAAUUAUAACAUUUGUCUUUGUAAUUAAUAUUUACUAAUAAAUUUCUCUCUAAGUAUUUAAAUAAAAUGUUUAAUUAAAUAUAAUUAAUAAUAACGUUUAGUUACCUUACUUGUGAUUUAAUACGUAAAAUACCGGUGAUUUUUAUUUUUAAAAAGAUUUAUUUACACAAUAAAUAAUUUAUUCAUAUUUUUUUUAUUAUUUAAUUUAUUUUAAUGCAUGUGUCGGAAUAACGAAUCCGUUUAGUCGUAGUACCAUUGUAUAGAUGUUAUUGUAUUUGGAAAUGAAUAAAACAAAUGAAAAGUC